This is a messenger RNA of Coregonus sp. 'balchen', 10694 nucleotides long. Lineage: Eukaryota; Metazoa; Chordata; Actinopteri; Salmoniformes; Salmonidae. The record is from the annotation of a GenBank genome assembly.
AUGAAGAUGUCAAUGGUGAAACAGGCAGCAGUGGCUGUAGUGGUGGUAGCGAUGGGAUGCAUGGGCGUCAUCGCUCUAAUCCUCACAUUAGUUCACCACCACUCGGUGGAUCUCCCCCAUCGCAUGCAGGUGAUGAGAAAUUACAACUGUUAUCUGUGAUGUGACUACUGUAAUUUACUUCACUUGACAACCCUUAUCAGGGGCAGAAUUGGGGAAAAUUCACUCUGGGAACUCACCCAUGUAAAAUCCUAGAAUUCACCUAAAUGUACAUGUCCAAAUCGUUUAACUUUGGUAACUCAGUUCCAACGUGUUCCUUCCCAAUUCCACCCUUGACCCUAUUGGAUAUCACAUUGUUUUUGUCAUGUCUCAGACUUCGUUAUUUCAUAAAGCACAUACCUGACAGGAUACGACAGGGCCCCUGUCAAGCUUCCAAUAUGGGACGGUAUUCAACAUGAAAAGGGGAUGAAUAUGGGACUGAACUUAUUUUAUUUAUUUAUUUUAUUCUCCCAGUAAGGACAACAUUAAUCUUAGUUUACCGCUCUCCCUCUCCCUCUCUGUAUCAAACACACAGGCUUUCCCAAACACACAGGAUUGCCCAAUAUGGAAUGGUAUUUGACUUCUCUGUCUGUGUCCUUCAGUAUGGGAUGGUGUUUGAUGCAGGAUCCACACACACGUCUCUCUACAUGUACCGUUGGCCUGGCAACAAAGAAAACAACACUGGGGUGGUGUCACAGAUGCUGGUCUGUGAUGUUGACGGUCAGUGCCAAGUGCUGUCUGUGAACCAGUAUUACUACUCUAUUAUUUAACUCAUUCUUAGGGGUAAAUCCUAACUUCCACAUAAGUUGGGGGGGGGGGGGGGGGGGGGGGGGGGGGUAUAUCUGGAAAUAGUUGACGUCAAUGGGAGAAGUUAGGAUUCGUCCCUAGAAGGUACAUUAGAAGUUAGAAUACGCCCCUCAGCCAUCAUACCUAUUUUGAUGGCAGCUUGAUCGUAAGACAAAUCAUAAUUUAUCACUCAGUAAUGGUUGUCAUAUCAAAACAUACAGUAUAUGCCUUUGUCUCACACCCCUGUCCCCUGCUCUUCCAUAGGAAAUGGCAUCUCUAGCUAUGCCCAGGACCCCCCUGCUGCAGGGCUCAGUCUGAGGAAGUGCCUGGACAGUGCACUGGCAUUCGUCCCUGCCAACCAGCACAGGGCAACUCCUGUGUACCUUGGUGCUACCGCUGGCAUGCGACUCUUGCAGUAAGUCAAGACUGCGCUGUUUUAUCUUGAUAGGUGUAAUCAUUUGCAUUUACCACAUCCCAACAAUCUGACUUUAUGAAUGAAUGUGCUAGGAAAACAACCUGGUCUCUGAGAAUUUCAUAUUAUUCUGUACGUAAAUCCGGGACACUAUUUAGUAUGAUAUGUUACGUUUCGUAUGGUAUGUAUUCAUUUGUGGAUGUCCAUCACCCAUUUCGUAUGAAAUUACAAUUUGUAUUAUAUGUUACGAAUUUGCAGAACCUACAAUAUGUUAUGAAUUUGCCAAACGUACAAUAUGUUAUGAAUUCUAGCUAGGUGGCUAGGUGGCUAACGUUAGCUAGGCUAGGGUUUAGGGUUAAGGUUAGGGUUACGUUUAGGAUUUAGGUUGAAGGGUUAAGGUUAGAGUUAGGGGAAGGGUUAGCUAAAAAGGUUAAGGUUAGGGGAAGGUUUAGCUAAAAUGCUAAGUAGUCGCAAAGUAGCUAAAAAGUAGUAAGUAGUUGAAAAGUUGCUAAAAUGCUAAAGUUGUCCGUGAUGAGAUUCGAACUCGCAACCUUUGGUUUGCUAGAUGUUUGUGUUAUAAGCCCACCCAUCCAGGGUUGCUAGAUGUUCAAGUUACACACCCACCCAUCCACCACGCCGACCAACAACCCCCAAACGUAACAUAUCAUACUAAAUGGAGUGUCUUGGAUUUACAUACAGAAUAAUAUAAAAUGCUCUGAGACCAGGUUGAGGAAAACAUCCCACUGAUCUAUGUGGUGACUAUUUAACCUCCUGUACAGUAUGACUGGGUACUGUGUGCUUUUUCAGGCUGCAAAACCUGGUUUUAAUAAUAAAGAAGCAUUUCUGAAAUCGACUUCCAUUAUCCUGCAAGAGUGACUGAAUAUUGUCCUCUCCUCAGGCUACAGAAUCAGACCCAGUCUGAUCAGGUUUUGGAGCAGGUAACCAAGGUGAUCCAGGGGUAUCCCUUUGACUUUCGGGGGGCACGGAUUCUCUCUGGGAUGGAGGAAGGUGCUUACGGAUGGAUCACCACCAACUAUCUACAAGAGGGCUUCAUCAAGGUGUGUAUAGGGCCUAUAGAAUAGGCAGUGGUGUAAAGUAAAAAUACUUUAAAGUACUACUUAAAUAGUUUUUUGGGGUAUCUGUACUUUUACUUUUACUUCACUACAUUCCUAAAGAAAAUAAUGUACUUUUUACUCCAUACUUUUUCCCUGACACCCAAAAGUACUCGUUACAUUUUGAAUGCUUAGCAGGACAGGAAAAUGGUCCAAUUCACGCACUUAUCAAGAAAACAUCCCUGGUCAUCCCUACUGCCUCUGACCUGGAGGACUCACUAAACACGAAUGAUUCGUUCGUAAAUGAUGUUGUAGUGUGCCCCUGGCUAUCCGUAAAUACAUUUUAAAAAACAAUUGUGCCGUCUGGUUUGCUUAAUAUAAGCAAUUUGAAAUGAUUUAUACUUGUGCUUUUGAUACAUAAGUAUAUUUUUGAAAUUAAAUUUACUUUGAUACUUAAGUAUAUUUAAAACCAAAUACUUUUAGACUUUUACUCUAGUAUUUUACUGGGCGACUUUCACUUGAGUCAUUUUCUAUUAAGGUAUCUUUACUUUAACUCAAGUAUGACAAUUGGGUACUUUUUCCACCACUGAGAAUAGGCUACACACACAACGGCACACAGAACGGGGCGGGGUCGGCUGUGGGCAAUAAGAGCUAAGACGCUAAUAUUUAUGUAAACUCUACAUAGUUAUGUUCUGUGGGUUUCACUGAGAACCCUGAUACCCUGUUUCAUGGGUGCACAAUCUAUAGGUAAGGCUGUACAGUGCAUAUAAGUAUGCCCCCAAUGCAAUUAUGCAGUCUAAAUCAAAUCAAAGUUUAUUGAUCGCAUACACAGAUUUGUAGAUGUUGUCGCAGGUGCAGCGAAAUGCUUGUGCUUCUAGCUCCAACAGUGCAGUAAUACCUAGCUAUACAAAAAAGUACACAGAUAAUUUCUUUCUUUUUACUUUUGGAAUUAAGAAAUGGUGGAAUGAACCCAAAUAGCACUAACAGUAAUCCAAAUGCAAUCUGUAAGUAUCUACCCCCGAUGAAUUUAAACAAGAUACUGUAUACUUCUAUAGGAAUGAUAUGCACAGCAGUAGAUAUGUUAGAGUGAGCUAUGUCAAGAAUUCAGUAUAUAAAUAAAUAAACAGUGUAACUAAAAUGCAAUAGUAGUAGAAAUAUUAGAAUGAGAUACAGUACCAGUCAAGUUUGGACACACCUACUCAUUCAAGGGUUUUUCUUUAUUUUUACUCUUUUGUACGUUGUAGAAUAAUAGUGAAGACAUCAAAACUAUGAAAUAACACAUAUGGAAUCAUGUAGUAACCAAAAAAAGGGUUAAACAAAUCAAAAUAUAUUUUAUUUGAGAUUCUUCAAAAGUAGCCACUCUUUGCCUUGAUGACAGCUUUGCACACUCUUGGCAUUCUCUCAACCAGCUUCUUGAGGAAUGCUUUUCCAACAGUCUUGAAGGAGUUCCCACAUAUGCUGAGCACUUGUUGGCUGCUUUUCCUUUACUCUGCGGUCCGAAUCAUCCCAAACCACCUCAAUUAGGCUGAGGUCGGGUGAUUGUGGAGGCCAGGUCAUCUGAUGCAGCACUCCAUGACUCUCCUUCUUGGUCAAAUAGCCCUUACACACCUGGAGGUGUGUCCUGUUGGAAAAAAAAUUAUAGUCCCACUAAGCGCAAACCAGAUGGGAUGGCGUAUCGCAGCUGUAGUAGCCAUGCUGGUUAAGUGUGCCUUGAAUUCUAAAUAAAAUCACUGACAGUGUCACCAGCAAAGCACCCCCACACCAUCACACCUCCAUGCUUCAUGGUGGGAACCACACAUGCGGAGAUCAUCCGUUCACCUACUCUGCGUCUCACAAAGACACGGCGGUUGGAACCAAAAAUCUCAAAUUUGAACUCAUCAGACCAAAGGACAGAUUUCCACCGGUCUAAUGUCCAUUGCUCGUGUUUCUUGGCCCAAGCAAGUCUCUUCUUCUUAUUGGUGUCCUUUAGUAGAGGUCUCUUUGCAGCACUUCGACCAUGAAGGCCUGUUUCACGCAGUCUCCUCUAAACAGUUGAUGUUGAGAUGUGUCUGUUACUUGAAGCAUUUAUUUGGCUGCAAUUUCUGAGGUGCCGUUAACUCUAAUGAACAGAGCCAGUUUCAUCAUGGUGCUUGAUGGUUUUUUUUUUUUGCGACUGCACUUGAAGAAACUUUCAAAGUACUUGACAUUUUCCGGAUUGACUGACCUUCAUGUCUUAAUGUAAUGAUGGACUGUAGUUUCUCUUUGCUUAUUUGAGCUGUUCUUGCCAUAAUAUGGACUUGGUCUUUUACCAAAUAGGGCUAUCUUCUGUAUACAACCCCUACCUUGUCACAACACAACUGAUAGGCUCAAACGCAUUAAGGAGGAAAGAAAUUCCACAAAUUAACUUUUAAGAAGGUACACCUGUUAAUUGACAUGCAUUCCAGGUGACUACCUCAUGAAGCUGGUUCAGAGAAUGCCAAGAGUGUGCAAAGCUGUCAUCAAGGCAAAGGGUGGCUACUUUGAAGAAUCUUGAAUAUAAAAUAUAUUUUGAUUUGUUAACACUUUUUUGGUUCCUACAUGAUUCCUUGUGUUAUUUCAUAUUCCACGCAGCCGUCAUACCACUCAGGAAGGAGACGCAUUCUGUCUCCUAGAGAUUAACGUAGUUUGGUGCGAAAAGUGCAAAUCAAUCCCAGAACAACAGCAAAGGACCUUGUGAAGAUGCUGGAGGAAACAGGUACAAAAGUAUCUAUAUCCACAGUAAAACAAGUCCUAUAUCGACAUAACCUGAAAGGCUGCUCAGCAAGGAAGAAGCCACUGCUCCAAAACCGCCAUAAAAAAGCCAGACUACGGUUUGCAACUGCACAUGGGGACAAAGAUCGUACUUUUUGGAAAAAUGUCCUCUGGUCUGAUGAAACAAAAAUAGAACUGUUUGGCCAUAAUGACCAUCGUUAUGUUUGGAGGAAAAAGGGGGUUGCUUGCAAGCCGAUGAACACCAUCCCAAACGUGAAGCACGGGGGUGGCAGCAUCAUGCUGUGGGGGUGCUUUGCUGCAGGAGGGACUGGUGCACUUCACAAAAUAGAUGUCAUCAUGAGGACGGAAAAUUAUGUGGAUAUAUUGAAGCAACAUCUCAAGACAGUCAGGAAGUUAAAGCUUGGUCGCAAAUGGGUCUUCCAAAUGGACAAUGACCCCAAGCAUAUUUCGAAAGUAGUGGCAAAAUGGCUUAAGGACAACAAAGUCAAGGUAUUGGAGUGGCCAUCACAAAGCCCGGACCUCAAUCCUAUAGAAAAUGUGGGCAGAACUGAAAAAGCGUGUGCGAGCAAGGAGGCCUAUAAACCUGACUCUGUUACACCAGCUCGGUCAGGAGGAAUGGGCCAAAAUUCACCCAACUUAUUGUGGGAAGCUUGUGGAAGGCUACCCGAAACGUUUGACCCAAGUUAAACAAUUUAAAUGCAAUGCUACGAAAUACUAAUUGAGUGUAUGUAAACUUCUGACCCACUGGGAAUGUGAUGAAAGGAAUAAAAGCUAAAAUAAAUCAUUCUCUCUACUAUUAUUCUGACAUUUUACAUUCUUAAAAUAAAAGUGGUGAUCCUAACUGACCUAAGACAGGGAAUUUUUACUAGGAUUUAAUGUCAGGAAUUGUGAAAAACUGAGUUUAAAGGUAUUUGGCUAAGGUGUAUGUAAACUUCCGACAUCAACUGUACAUUCACAGUGCGGUUUUGACAGUUUUUUCUGUUAAUUGUCAAACUAAUUAACUAAAUGUAUUUCAUUUUAAAUUAUGUAACAACAUUCCAACUUUGUUUAGCAUUAUCUAGUCCAAAUAUGGCAUGAUUCCACUAUUUGAAUCUGUUUGCAUCACUUUCAAUGAGGGACUUUUAUUUUAAAAGUGAACCGCAAAUUUCAUUAUUGUGGCUAGCGUUCAGCAGAAGAACAGACAACAUUGGCCAACAUACAGAUAGAAAUGUAUUAUGUAGAAGAACACAUGCCUCUGAUUCUAAGGAAUCAUGUCAUUUCUAUUCAUGGCAUUUCUAUCUGAAACGUUCCAAAACGUUUUUGUACUGAACUUGCCCAGGCAAACCAACUGAGCUAUUUACGAAUCCCGCUCUGCCCAUCACUUGUCUGUCUGGAAAGCCUCCGCAAAUGAAAACGUGUGGUGGGCAGGGGCGGCCCGGGACGACCCCGCCCAUAGCCGACCCCAAACCCAUUCCGUGUGCAGCGGCUUCUCCAUCUAUGAGGUUGAGUCAAAGUGUUAACCUUGACUGAAGUGUCCGAACUACAGAGGCUUGCUCUCCUCAGACAAUGGUAUCAAGCUUGUUUAGGCAUAAUUAACAGUAGGAGUACUACAAGUAGGAAUACUACUUGUUACCACUGUAAUAACCUGUUAUAUUGGUCAAUUGCAGGUCUGCAGUUUAAAACUAUAGCUAACAUACAGUAUUUGUACUUCUAAGCAGCACGGCUUUGAGGGAGGAUGGGUGCGUCCUAACGGAAGGAAGACCUGGGGUGCCUUGGAUAUGGGAGGCUCUUCCACCCAGAUAGCCUUUACCCCCAGCCAGCCCGUACGGGACCCUGCCUCCACCCUGGGAUCCAAGCUCUAUGGUUACCAAUAUGAGGUGUACACACACAGCUACCUGUGCUAUGGCAAGGAGCAGACCAUGAGGCAGCUACAGGUUCAUCUACUCAAGGUAAGUAGCUGUCUGGUCACCAGUUUGAUGAAACUCUGAGAAAUUGCAGAAUGGUUUCAGGUAUUGUAAUAAUACUAUAUAAAACUUCCCCUACAUGUAGAUAUUGUAUAAAACCAGUUUUCAGGAAGAAAAAUGUGCAAACAGGCAGUAGUGUUCUAAAUAAAGAUACUGAACAAACAUUGCUAAAGGGCGAUUCUGUCACGACCCGGUGCGAGAAACAGUCACUAAUAAUUGUCAGAACCCAGAAGAUGAGGCAGACACAGCUGUACUAGAGAUGGUGGUUUAUUAAAGAACAAAAUCUUCAGGCAAAGAAGCUAAAUCCACAAUGUCCAAAAAUAAAGCCAAGAGGCACAAAGAGGAAAACCUCCAAAAACAAAAGAAACUCCACAAAGUGGUAAAAAACAGCAGGGAAAAAACAAACCUCAAAAGACUACUCAAACAAAACACAAGAACUAAACCAGAGAACCUCUGGAAAAUCCCACCAGAGAAAUAUCUAUAUAAAACAAGGCUGGGGCUGGGUGCUAACUUACAAACACUGAGCAAGGAACUGAGGAACACACAGGGUUUAAAUACUAACAAGGGAAUGACCUACAGGUGCAAACAAUAAUUAGAGCAAGAAAAACAAAAGGUACAAAAAGGUGCAAUGGGGACAUCUAGUGACCAAAACCCGAACAGUCAUGGCCAAAACCUGACAGAUUCUAUACGAGAUUGGCCCAAAUAUGUGUUGUUUUGGAACUUCCUGAAAUGAAAUCCAAAGAAAGGUCAUUUGAGAAAAUGAUUUUUGGCAUACCUUUGCAAUCUUUAUCCAACAUAAUUCAAUAAUAAUAAUAAAGUUGGGAUAUACAGUAUGUGACAUUUCAGCCUUAGCCUUCUUUAAGACACAUCAUAAAUAUAUUUGGGCCAAUUCAGUGUAGAUUUGCCCUAAAGCAGUUUGACUGAAUGUGUCUCAGUUGAGUCAGAAGCAUUUCAUGGCUGCCUUAGCUGAGUUUUCUUGUAUGAUUCAAGCAAACUUCCUCCUCUACCAGAUGAGUGGGUCUACCCGCCCAGUCAACCACCCCUGCUACCACCUGGGUGACAACCUAACCCUGACUCUGGGUGACCUCUAUGACUCCCCCUGCGUGGCCAAAUCUGUGACCUUUAACCCAGCCUCAGUGGUCACCUUCACAGGGACCAGUGAGCCGCUUCAGUGUCUCAACCAGAUUAAGAACAUCAUGAACCUGUCUGCCUGCUCCCUGGCCCCUGACUGUGGCUUCAACGGGGUCUACCAGCCCCCUGUCAGUGGAAACUUCUUUGUGAGUAUUCAACCCAUAUCUAUGCAAACCCCACUCAACUGGCACUCCAUGCAGCCUCAAUCAAACAUUCCAAGUAUUUGAAAGAUGUCUAACAGUAUACAGUGUACAAACCAUUAAGAAUGCCUGCACUUUCCAUGACAGACUGACUAGGUAAAUCCAGGUGAAAGCUAUGAUCCCUUAUUGAUGUCACUUAUUACGUCCACUUCAGUGUAUAUUCUCCUUCCAGACUCACAUUAAGCAUCUCCAAUCCAAAGUUAAAUCUAGAAUCGGCUUCCUAUUUCGCAACAAAGCCUCCUUCACUCAUGCUGCUAAACAUGCCCUCGUAAAACUGACUAUCCUACCGUUCCUUGACUUCGGUGAUGUCAUUUACAAAAUAGCUCCCAACACUCUACUCAGCAAAUUGGAUGUAGUCUAUCACAGUGCCAUCCGUUUUGUCACCAAAGCCCCAUAUGCUACCCACCAUUGUGACCUGUACGCUCUCGUUGGCUGGCCCUCACUACAUAUUUGUUGCCAAACCCACUGGCUCCAGGUCAUCUAUAAAUCAUUUCUAAGAUAAGGCGGGAUUUGCCUAGAUCAUUGGUCACCAUAGCAACACCCACCCGUAGUAUGCGUUCCAGCAGGUAUAUCUCACUGGUCAUCCCCAAAGCCAACACCUCCUUUGGCCGCCACUCCUUCCAGUUCUCUGCUGCAAAUGACUGGAACGAACUGCAAAAAUCUUAUCUCCCUCACUAACUUUAAGCAUCAGUUGUCAGAGCAGCUUACCGAUCACUACACCUGUACACAGCACAUCUGUAAUUAGCCCACCCAACUACCUCAUCCCCAUAUUGUUAUUUACAUUGUUAUUUAUUUUGCUCAUUUUCAUCCCAGUAUCUCUAUUUGCACAUCCUCUUCUGCACAUCUAUCACUCCAGUGUUAAUACUAAAUUGUCAUUAUUUGUAAUUACUCUGUGUUGUUUUUAAUCGCACUGCUUUGCUUUAUCUUAAAACGAUUAAGUGGAGGAGACGGGUUAAAGAAGGAUUUCUAAGACUUGAGACAUGGAUUGUGUAUGUGCGCUAUUCAGAGGGUGAAUGGGCAAGACAAAAGAUUUAAGUGCCUUUAAACGGGGUAGGUGCCAGGCGCACUGGUUUGAGUGGCUCAAGAACUGCAACGCUGCUGGUUUUUUCAAGUUCAACAGUUUCCCGUGUGUGUCAAGAAUAGUCCACCACCCAAAGGACAUCCAGCCAACUUGACACAACUGUGGGAAGCAUUGGAGCGCUGUGGAAUGCUUUCGAUACCUUGUAGAGUCCUUGCCCUGACAAAUUGAGGCUGUUCUGAGGGCAAAAAGGGGUGAAACGCAAUAUUAGGAAGGUGUUCCUAAUGUUCUGUACACUCAGUGUAUAUUGUCACCAUCAUUCUGUUUCCUUUCCCCAGGCUUUCUCCGCAUACUUUUACACCUUUGACUUCCUUGGUCUGGCUCCUCAGCCCACUCUGUCUCAGGCUACCACCACUAUAGACACUUUCUGUAAAAGGACCUGGGACUCGGUGAGAUAUAGAGACCUCUGCUGACCUUUCACAUUGACAGUACACUUCCUCAAAACUGUAAACCGGUACACAGAUUCAUCAAUUCAUACUCAAUCACAUGCUAAACACAGACUGAACAUCCAUAAAAUGUAAUUCUUUAUAACACAGACAUCAAUCCACAGUAGCCUACAAACUAUACCUUGUAAUGACCUAAUUCCCAAUGUUACAACAAUGUUCUUAACUCUUUUGGCAGCUCAAGAAACAGUAUAGCGUAAAAGACAAGUACCUUCGUGAUUACUGUGCCUCAGCCAACUACAUAAUGACAGUACUACUAGACGGCUACAAGUUCAACCAGACCUGGGGAAACAUAUACUUCCAGAGACAGGUGUGUGUUUAACUAUACAUAUGACGUAAAAAUGUCAACAUCCUAUUCAAAGAUUUAACUUCAGGACACAAAAUGUAUGAAAUGAUACCACAGAAUGAACUAAAUAUUAUUGUGUGGCAGUCAAUAUUAAUAGAUGUGCUGCCCUAAUGAAGCUGUGUGUCUAUCAUAUACAUACAUACAGUACAGUGGUGGCUGCUGAGGGGAGGACGGCUCAUAAUAAUGGCUGGAAUGGAGUAAAUGGAAUGGCAUCAAUACCAUUCCAGUCCAGCCAUUACCACGAAGCCCGUCCUCCCCAAUGAAGGUGCAACCAACCUCCUGUGAUAUAGUAUAUGUUCAUAUAUACACAUCAUCGGUGUCUAUCAGGUGGCAGACACAGACAUUGGCUGGACGCUGGGCUACAUGUUGAACCUGACCAACCUGAUCCCCUCAGAGCUCCCCCUGGUGGUGACAGGUGUGCAGCGCGGCCAGUGGGCAGCAGAGGUCUUCUUCAUUGUGUUUGCUGUGUUCCUCAGCCUGAUGGUACUGGUUCUACUGUGGCUCUGGAACCCACAGGACGGACGAGGCAACAAAUGA